Messenger RNA from Chondrus crispus (carragheen), 981 nucleotides. RefSeq lists its product as hypothetical. NCBI's taxonomy places the organism in Eukaryota, Rhodophyta, Florideophyceae, Gigartinales, Gigartinaceae. The record is from RefSeq and is a predicted model, not a curated record. Gene Ontology annotation, cellular component: nucleus; DNA replication factor C complex. Bases 1 to 981 code for a protein of 326 amino acids. The transcript has a single exon. Gene Ontology annotation, molecular function: ATP binding; DNA binding; ATP hydrolysis activity. Gene Ontology annotation, biological process: DNA repair; DNA-templated DNA replication.
AUGUGGAUCGAAAAAUAUCGACCUCAGGGCCUUGAUGACCUCCUUUCACACCAAGAGAUUAUUGCUACGUUGAGGACCCUUAUUUCAAAUAAUCGCCUUCCUCAUCUUCUUUUCUGUGGACCCCCAGGGACAGGUAAGACAUCAACAAUACUUGCUUGUGCCAAGGAAAUGUACGGCUCCUCGUUUAAGUCCAUGGUACUUGAGCUUAACGCCUCUGACGACCGCGGCAUUGGUGUGGUACGAGAUCAGAUCAAGAGUUUUGCCUCUACGAAACGAAUAUUUUCGAGCGGUGUCAAACUUAUAGUGUUGGAUGAAGCAGAUGCCAUGACCACGGCUGCACAAAUGGCUCUGCGCCGCGUUGUGGAAAAGUAUGCCGCAAACACACGCUUCUGCAUUAUUUGUAACUAUGUCAACAAAAUCAUCCCAGCCUUGCAGUCGCGGUGCACAAAGUUUAGAUUUGGACCGCUCCCCGCUGAUGAUGUGCGGAAAAGAGUUCUGGAAAUCGCAGCGUUUGAGAGCGUAUCAAUAUCCUCCGAUGGACUCGAAGCCUUGCUAAUCCUAGGCAAGGGUGAUAUGCGAAGAAUCCUCAACGUUUUGCAGUCAACUCACUUGGCCUCGUCCGGGGCCCGGGGGGGUGAGAUUACAGCAGACGCAGUCUACUCAAACACAGGCGCUCCGCACCCUGGGGAUGUGAAAGCUGCUUGGGGCUGGCUGCUAGAAAGAACUUUUCCGGACUCAUCUGCAAAGCUGCGAACACUAAUGCAAGACAAAGGACUUGCUCUCGGAGACAUCAUCACUGAACUGUUUCCACUUGUCUCGACGUCAUCCCUUUCUAAGAACGCCAAGAUGUAUAUGUUCGAAAGUCUUUCAGAUAUUGAGUACCGCAUGGCCACAGGUAGCUUGGAGAAACUCAACAUGGCAGCACUGAUAGGUUGCUGCAAGUUUGCUUCCGCGAUGAACGCAGGAUCGUUUUCUUUGUGA